Letharia lupina is the source of this 3327-nucleotide messenger RNA. RefSeq lists its product as uncharacterized. The transcript is spliced from 9 exons. Lineage: Eukaryota; Fungi; Ascomycota; Lecanoromycetes; Lecanorales; Parmeliaceae. Bases 1 to 3327 code for a protein of 1108 amino acids. Gene Ontology annotation, molecular function: acyltransferase activity, transferring groups other than amino-acyl groups; metal ion binding; heme binding. The record is from RefSeq and is a predicted model, not a curated record.
AUGAAGUCCUUCAAGCGCCCUCUCUUUUCGUUCUUGCUCCCUUCGUCACUCGAUGACGAUCUGGAGCUGGUGGAAGGUCUGCUGGAGGAAGAGACCGAUGCGGCAGUCCCAUUGCCGAGCAAGCACGGCACUUCCACGUCGGCGGUGGCAAGCCGGUUGGCUGGGCUCAUCAAACGAUUCACAGCAGCACUCCUUCCGCACCCAAUAGCCCGUCGCGUGGCACCCCACCUCUACGCACCGCCACGGAUCCACGCGACAUCCUACCUCGACGGCCUCCGCGGCAUCGCCGCGUUCAUCGUCAUCUUGCAUCACUACACCAACCUCGUGACCCCCUAUCUCGCCUACUACAACGUCGACGCCACAGAAACGAGACCGUCAUCGAUACUCCAACUCCCAUUCAUCCGCGUCAUCUACUCCGGGCGGCCAAUGGUGCACAUCUUCUUCGUGAUCUCCGGCUUCGUUCUGUCCAAGAAACCUCUCAGACUAGCACGCACCCGCAACUACGGCGAUCUGCACACCACGCUCGCUUCUUCCAUCUUCCGCCGUGGUCUACGCCUCUUCCUACCCGCCGCAGCAUCGACGUUCAUCGUGCUCCUCCUCAUCCGCGUCGGAUGGUCUCGACAGCAGCCGAUCGAUGGUGGGUUCUUUGCUGAGCUGUGGGAAUGGACGGGAGUCCUGUUUCGCAUUACGCAGGGGUGGCGAUGGGAUAUUAUGCAGGAGUUCCGAUACGAUAUGCACACUUGGACGCUUCCGGUUGAGAUGUCGAUGUCCAUGUUGUUGUUCGUGACUAUCACAGGUCUUUCAAGGUGCGAGUCGUCGACCCGGCUUGCGCUGAUGGUGGCGCUCAUGUUGUACUGCUUCCUUAGUAGUCAUUGGGCAGCUGUUGAAUUUUUGGGUGGUGCGUUUAUUGCUGAGGUUGAUUUGAUAGAGGAGGACAAAGGUUCGGAAAGCCCAUCUUGCCUUGGGUCGACCGGUCCGGAAGAGCAUGCCAGCGACCAGGUCGCUCCCGACUCGACCUCUACAUCUUCCACGGUGCCAAAAACGCCGAGAUGGGCCGGGGUAGCUUUGGCUGUCUUCUGGUCUUCCCAACUGAUAGCAGCGCUUUUCCUCUGCGGGUGGCCGAAUAAAGAUGUUGAACAAGCCCCGGGACUAGCCUGGCUGGCCGAACAUUCCCCAGAUCCAUACUACUCAUGGGGCUUGGACGGCGCCUUAAUGGAUUGGAGAGCUACCCCAUGGUACAUAAUCGCUUCUCUGCAAAUCGUAUUCGCAUGCCAACAGCUGCGUCCUUUGCAAAGAUUCUUGAGCACGGAACCGAUUCAAUACCUGGCGUCCAUUUCAUUCGCUCUAUACCUCAUGCACGGGCCACUUUUCGACAGCCUCGGUAACAGAGUUAUGGAUCCGAUCUGGGACUUCGCCGGCGUGCCCGGAGGUAGAGCUGGUGUGAGGGAGGAAACCGCGAGUGCUUGGCAGCUUUUCUUUGUUUGGAUGGCAGGUGCGAACAAUGCCACAUACCCACAUACCCAAUUGCAACACAAAGCCUCAGAGCCCUCAUCUACUCCCUCGUUCCGCAAUGGCAACACCCGCUUCCGGCGCCAUGUUCAAUUCAACGCCACGGUCCGUAAACGGCACAAGCGCUCAUAUACAAACCAAAGCCUUGCAGACCGGCCUCAACAGUUCGACAACCUCGCCACCGCGCCCGUCGCCAGCCUGACAGGCGUCGGUGACUACAGCGGAGUCGAUUUCAACGCCUUCUCGGUCCUCGGUGAUCAACUAACCGGCGGCGUCGCUUCCCAAUCACCACCCAACCGCAUCGUGACCGACUCCCAACAACAAGCCACCAACGGAACCCCAACCGUGACGCCGGUCGCGCCGUACGUCUACGUUGAGCUUGAAGAUUGCUACUACCCAGAACGAAUCAUCUCGCAAACUUCAGCAAUGGGUUCUCUUGCCGCACCUCCAACCUUCCCUCUCCCCACCACCAUACCUACCGAUGACAAAGAGUUAGCAAAGCUAGCACCCUUCACUGUCUCCCUCCCCAACGGCUUCCUUCCGUUGUCUCUCCCACCUACAACCCUUCCCCCGUCCUUCUCCGCCCUCUCUUCUCUCCUCGCUCGCAUGCCCAUCCGCACCGCAGCCGGCGACCCAGGCCUCCUCGCCACAUUCAAACUGGGUGAAACGCUGCUGCGCGAACUUCCAGACCUGACAAAUGAGGUCGACAAGGUGAAGGAUGACCUGAGGACGGUAGGGGGUCUGUAUAGGGAUUACUGUUUCCUGGCGAGCGCGUACCUGCUCGAGCCGUGUCACGAGCGCCAUGUCAAGGGCGAAGGGUACGGACUGGGGCGACAGAGAUUGCCAGCCGUGCUCGCGAGGCCAUUGGCCAGAGUAGCGGAGAUCUCGGGCUUCAAACCCUUCAUGGAAUACGCCGGUUCCUACGCCCUCUUCAACUACCGCCUCCAAGACCCAGCACUCGGCAUGGAGUACGGCAAUCUCCGCCUCAUCCGCGCAUUUGAGCACGGCCUUGACCAGUCGAGCUCGGAAGCGGGCUUUGUGCUCGUACAUGUGGACAUGGUCCAGAACUCCGGGCUAUUGGUCCAGGGGGCGGUCAAUGCGCUAUCGGCAUGUGGAGAUGGCAAUAGGAAGGCAUUCAAUGCUGGAUUGGAAAGUUUGGUGGAGGCUAUGGUGAAGGUCAAUGGGGUCAUGGAUGGUAUGUGGAAGAAGAGCAAACCAAACGAUUACAACAGCUUUCGUACCUUCAUUUUCGGCAUCACGAAACAGUCAAUGUUCCCACACGGGGUUGUGUAUGAAGGCGUGAGCGAAGAGCCAAUGUCUUUUAGAGGAGAGAGCGGUGCGAAUGAUAGUAUGAUCCCGCUAUGCGACAACCUUCUGGAGAUCAAAAUGCCAGAGACACCACUCACGGAUAUCCUGAGCGACUUUCGCUCGUACCGACCUGGCAAUCACCGCCAAUUUUUGCAGUGGGUCAAAGAUAGAGCUCAGGACGUUGGCAUCCGAGUCUAUGCUAUGAUGGACAGGCAAUCUGCUGUGUUGUAUCUCCAUGCUCUGAACCAAGUUCGUGACUUCAGAUGGCGACAUUGGUGCUUCACAAGAGAAUACAUACUGAAGAAGACGACCCAUCCGACUGCCACCGGAGGCAGUCCUAUAGUCUUGUGGCUCCCCAACCAGCUCUUCAGCGUGUACGAUCAAAUGAUGGAGGUUGACUGUGCUAAUGGUGGCUUGCCAGAAUGCGGAGACAUCAUGAAUCUUGUGCGUUCGCAGCGCAAGACGUUGGAAAAAGAGGUCGAUAGAUAUUGCAGCGAGCGUAGCGGUUGA